Messenger RNA from Strigops habroptila (Kakapo), 2829 nucleotides. It is a transcript of the gene GPC4, whose product is annotated as glypican 4. Bases 237 to 1925 code for a protein of 562 amino acids. The record is from RefSeq and is a predicted model, not a curated record. Gene Ontology annotation, biological process: regulation of protein localization to membrane; cell migration; regulation of signal transduction. Lineage: Eukaryota; Metazoa; Chordata; Aves; Psittaciformes; Psittacidae. The transcript has 9 exons. Gene Ontology annotation, cellular component: plasma membrane; extracellular region; synapse.
CUCCUCCCUCUCCUCCUCCUCCACCACCCCAUGUGCUUCCUGCCGGGCCAAGUUUGCAGAGCGCCGCCGCACGCCGGGCCAGCGGAGCGGAGCCGCAGCGGAGCGGGGCGCAGCGGUGCGGGGCAGCGCGGUGCGGGGCAGCGGGCGCGGCUCCAGCGCGGCGCGGCGGGGCAGGCUCGGCCUCGGGCCGGCUCCGGCCUCGGGGCGCUCUCGCCCGGCCCCUGCCCGGCCGCACCAUGCCGCGGCGGCGCGGCUGCUGCCUGCCGCCCCUGCUCUGCACUUUAGCCGCGCUCAGCCUGCCGCUGCUGCUGGCCGCCGAGCCCCGCGCCAAAAGUUGCUCCGAAGUGCGGAGGCUCUACGCCGCCAAGGGCUUCAGCCAGAGCGAAGCGCCCAGCCACGAGAUCAACGGUGACCAUUUGAAAGUUUGCUCGCAAGGCUACACGUGCUGCUCCCAAGAGAUGGAGGAGAAGUACGGUCAGCAGAGUAAACACGACUUCAGGAACGCCGUUGUAGAGCUUAGCAAUCACCUACAAACCAUGUUUAGUUCUCGAUACAAGAAGUUUGAUGAGUUCUUCAAGGAACUCCUCGAAAACGCGGAGAAGUCUCUGAACGACAUGUUCGUGCGGACGUACGGCCGCUUGUACAUGCAGAACUCGGAGCUGUUCAAGGACCUGUUUGUGGAGCUGAAGCGGUACUACGUAGGUGGCAAUGUCAACCUGGAGGAGAUGCUCAACGAGUUCUGGGCACGCUUGCUGGAGCGCAUGUUCCGGCUGGUGAAUCCCCAGUACCACUUCACGGACGAGUACCUUGAGUGCGUCAGCAAGUACACGGAGCAACUGAAGCCCUUCGGGGACGUGCCGCGGAAGCUCAAGCUACAAGUGACACGAGCGUUUGUGGCUGCCCGCACCUUCGCGCAGGGCCUCGCUGUCGCGAGGGACGUCGUGAGCAAAGUGUCCGCGGUGAACCCCACGCCGCAGGGGACACGAGCGUUGCUGAAAAUGAUGUACUGCCCAUACUGCCGAGGUCUGGUGUCGGUGAAACCCUGCUACAACUACUGCUUUAACGUCAUGAGAGGCUGCUUGGCCAACCAAGGUGACUUGGACACCGAAUGGAAUAUCUUUAUGGAUUCGAUGCUGCUGGUAGCAGAGAGGCUAGAGGGUCCCUUCAACAUCGAGUCAGUCAUGGACCCCAUUGAUGUGAAGAUUUCAGAUGCAAUCAUGAAUAUGCAGGAGAACAGCAUGCAGGUGUCGCAGAAGGUUUUCCAGGGAUGCGGCCAGCCAAAAACUCUUGCCCAGGGCCGGGCCGCGCGCUCCGUCUCCGAAAGUGGUUUCAGUGCUCGCUUCAGGCCCUACAACCCAGAGGAGAGGCCAACUACAGCUGCCGGCACGAGCUUGGACCGGCUGGUUACUGAUGUGAAAGAGAAGCUGAAGCAAGCCAAAAAAUUUUGGUCAUCUCUCCCUGGCAACAUUUGCAAUGAUGAAAAGAUGUCUGUAGGCACUGUCAAUGAGAACGAGUGCUGGAACGGGAGCGCCAAGAGCAGGUAUGACUUUGCAGUGACUGGGAAUGGCUUAGCAAGUCAAGUGAAUAACCCUGAGGUGGAAGUCGAUAUUACCAAGCCAGACAUGGUGAUUCGCCGGCAAAUCAUGGCUCUGCGAGUGAUGACCAACAAGCUGAAGAAUGCCUAUAGUGGGAAUGAUGUCGACUUCAUUGACAUAAGUGAGGAGAGCAGCGGGGAGGAGAGCGGCAGCGGCUGCGAGCUCCAGCAGUGCUCCUCAGAGUUUGAGUUCAACGCCACCGAAGUCACUGGGAACUCCAACAAGAGCGAUAAAACCGUGAACACUUCUGCCGCUGCCCGGGGCAGUCUAUCACAAGCGGCCUUCCUCCUUAGCAUUUUGUUCUUGGCCAUGCAAAGACAAUGGAGAUAAUUGUGCAGCGUAGGGGUGGGGGGGAAAGACUUUUAUUAUCAAAGUUAGAAGGCACCUGCUUUCACUUUUAUACCAUCUAGAGACUUUGCUUUUUAAGUUAAUGGACAACAGUGUACAGUUUUUACUAUGUUGCCACUGGUUUUAAGAUACUGGUUAUUUUUUUUUUCCCUUGCUAUUCUGGGAAUAACAGGAACGGGGGCUACCAGUCUGUCCCGUUCACCAAGAAUCCAUGUUAGAGGUGGAUGACAGAACUGUAUAUACAAGCCUGUAGUUAGCUCUGCAUUUGUGUCUUUAUCACUUUUCUUUUUUGUUGGUUUUUUUGUUUUUUGGUUUUUUGGUUUUUUUUUUAAAUUUUAUUUUAUUUUACCAUAUUUCCUAUGAAAAUGAAAGAACCCCAGGGUCUCCUUGGCCUGUAACAAGUCUGUGUUUCUGAAAUGAGAAAUAUCUGUACAGAAGCAGGUUUUAUUUAUCAUGUUAUCUUAUGGGGGGAAAGAAAAAUAAUUGCCCAACAAGCAGAAAACGUGUUUCAUGUAGUUAACUUCCCAUUUAUCCACAUUAUGUUAGUUGCCUUAUCUGGAAAGAGGUGGAAGUAAUUUGUCUUUAUUAUGCGGUAAAACAAGAGGUGAAGGCAGAGCUGGUCAGCGUGCCAAGUGCCCUGCUUGCACAGGGCAUUAAUGCCAGGAGCAGGUUGUACUUUCUUUACAAGAGGUUUGGUUAAAUUGGAAGAGACUACGGAGAAUUCCAGUUCUGCAGACGCUAAGAAGAGUUGUCGUUUGUCCCCCGGGAUCCUUGCAAUUAGCUGUAACUCCUGUAGGUCAGUUCCCGACGUGCAUCCCCCGUGGGAAUAAGGCAUUAAACUUGUUCAGUUGGAAGCAACUUGUCGUCUCGCAGAUCCAAAUGCCAA